AUGAACAGCAAUGUCUGCGUGGAACCGGGCCCGAGCCCGGAGACCCCGGGUCUGCCCAAGGAGAGCCACCUGCCCGAGGGCGCCUUGAACAGCCUUGUGGAUUACAACUCGGAGAUGGAGCGCUACCGCUCGUUCGCCACCUCGUUCUACAAGACCAACGGGGGCGCCUUCCCGCAGGCCGCCAAGAUCGCGCGCAUCACCACCCCGAUCUUCCCGGGCAGCGCCGCCGCCGCCGCGGCCGCCGCGCCCAACACUAAUUUCCUCUCCACCUUGUCCCCCGAGCACUGCAGACCUCUGGCGGGGGAAUGCAUGAACAAGCUCAAGUGCGGCGCGGCGGAAGCGGAGAUCAUGAACCUCCCCGAGCGCGUGGGCACCUUCUCCGCCAUCCCGGCUUUGGGGGGCAUCUCGUUACCUCCGGGGGUCAUCGUCAUGACCGCGCUGCACUCCCCCGCCGCCGCCUCGGCGGCCGUCACGGACAGCGCCUUCCAGAUUGCCAACCUGGCAGACUGCCCGCAGAACCACUCCUCCUCCUCCUCCUCCUCCUCCGGGGGCGCUGGCGGGGCCAACCCCGCCAAGAAGAAGCGGAAACGCUGCGGGGUGUGCGUGCCUUGCAAGAGGCUCAUCAACUGUGGCGUCUGCAGCAGUUGCCGGAACCGCAAAACCGGACACCAGAUCUGCAAAUUUAGGAAAUGUGAAGAGCUAAAGAAAAAACCUGGCACUUCGCUAGAGAGAACACCUGUUCCCAGUGCCGAAGCAUUCCGGUGGUUCUUUUAAAGCAGUAGUGUAUCUUAUUUUCAAGGCAUUUGGAAAUGAAGGGCAAUCUAAUGUCUUGUUUUAAGAAACUGCUUAGUCCAGCAUUGAAGAAAAUAUCCAGAAAUUAUUUUCAUUUUAUGUAUAGGGAUUUCUUCAAAGAACAAAACAGAGGAAAAGAAAAGAGGAAAAAAACACAUAAAAAUAACAUGGGAGCUUGGGAAAUUGGCUAGUCUAUUUACUUUUCAAUACACUGAUUCUUUCUUUGAUGUAAUUUAGCUCUUCUGGUGAAGUUGUUGUCUAUUUUGAAAGUGGCUGUAAAAAAAAAAGUUUGGGUAAACCCCUGCUGUAAAAUCAUGUAUCUUUGCAAAGUACAUAUCUAGACUUCCUUUUCAAAUGUAAACUGUACAGAUAGCAGCUUGUAUUUUGUGUGUUUAGACACAAGGGGACAAUCACGUCUGAGCAUCUAUGGAGAUUCACAGUUUGUAUACAACAGUCUGCUUCUGCAAUUUAAAUCUGGAGCAAUAAAUUUUAGCUUUAAACUUUUUUUUUUACCAGUUGUUUCUAGAAGUAGUAAGAACACUGGCACUGUUUUGCCAUGCAUCUUUCCUUAGAGACUUGAGGCCAAGUUUUACAAGACUUCAAAGAUGAUGCAUCCAGCCAUUACCUUCCGUUGUACUGUUCUAAGAGGGGAAGAUGUAAUGAAAGUUUCAAUUAAUCUUUUGAGCACUGUAUUAGAGUAGUGGUUAUGCACUUGCAUUGCUUACAAGCAAACUGUACAGAAGGGGGUAGAUCCCCAGUACUUAGUGUAGUUGGCUUGUCUUGAGUUGCACUGUAAGCCAGAGUACUCAGAAUAGUUGGAAAAUGCAGAAUCAGUUGUGUAAAUUUUUUGUUAACAACAACACAAAUUUAAAAAAAAACAAACAACCCAGUGUUUCCUAGACUAAACAUAAGAUCUUAGGGGGAGAAAUCCACGACUGAUUUUUUUUUUUCCUAGACAAACAUAGGAUAAGUUUGUUUUUGGUUUUGAUUUUAUUUUUGUUUUGUUCAUUUUCUUUUUGCCUAUUUUUUGGUAGGAAAAAAAUCCUUAAUACACAGUAUCCAAAUGUAUUAAUACCAUGUAUGUUAUGAAAUAAGGUUUUAACACUUAAAUACAUGGAGACCUGGUUUUGGGGUGUUGCUAAGAAUAUUUUUAAGUUACCAAAAAAAAAAUCAAACACAUUUCUAAAAGUGAGGCAUAUGGUCUGUUUUUACCUUCUUUUCUCAUAGCCUUCUGGUUGGACCAGUGGCUUUCCCCCCAAUGUCUCAGUGGAAAUCUCCACCAUCCCCUUUCCCAUUCUUGUCAUUUACGCUUCCCUGAGAUGGGGCCAGCCUGUGGAAUUUCUUAAACGGAAGGCUGGCUCUGUCAUCUGUCCACAUACAAAGGAGAUAGUGAUCCAUACAAGCUUGGCUACCAUGGCCUAUAGGGUUUGUUUGGCUUCUGAGAGUCAGCAUUCCUAGGGAUUUUUCCUUUUAUUUUUUUUUCUUUUAAUGAAACUAUAAAGGUUAUUUUCAGAUUCCAGACUGGAACAGAGUUUAUCAAAAAACAAAAAAAAAUGCACACAACAUUCAAGUUGUCAUGUUACUGCAGCAUUUUGUUCUGUAUUCAUGGAAGUCAUGCUAGCUCACGACAUUCCACAAGCCUGUUGAAACAGGUUGGUCAAACGGCCCAGGAGAAGAAAAAUAACUAAACUAUGAGGGAACAGAGAGAAGUUGAAGUGUAACAUUUUUGAAAGACUGGCAAACGGUAUUAAAAAGAAUCUAGUUGUAGUUUUGAAUGGGAAUUGAGAUGAUAGGAUUGGAAUGAAUUAUUGGGAGGCAGAAGGAGCACCUUAUACAUCAGCAGAAUACUUGGGGGAAGUGUGGGUACUGAUCGUACAAAUGCCACUGGGAGACAAAAAAUGUGACAUCACUGGCCUAGAACACCAAAGCAAGUCUACAGUAACCAUCCCAGCACCUUUUGGAGAAAAUCCAUUAUGUGCUAAAAUCAGUCUGUGUUUAGAAAGUAUAAAUAAUCACAAGUUAUGGGGUACAGUACUGCAUAAUAAUUUUGAGAUAGCUUUUGACUCGAUGAAUAUUCCUUUGAGGGUUUCUAGUUAGAAUUUAUAUUUCUUCUAUAGUACCAAUGAGAACGAGUAUAAGUUCUUCCUUGUUCCCCUUUAUUAUUUUAAUUUGCUUUUGUUUACCAAUUUGUACUAAUGAGGUACACAUAAGUGAAAACUUGCUUUCACACUUCAAUGAGAAGCUUGCCUUUCUUAGGAAAAUGAUUAUUACAUAAAUAAACAGACUUCUAUUCAGGCUAUAUUGGGCAUAUUAUUUUAAAAAGAUCACAUAGCAAUGUACUGACAGUCUGAAAUGCAUUGUGGUGUUGCAUGUCUUAAUGUGUUUUUGGUUGCUUUUGAAAAUAACUAGUGAAUCUGUAUCUAUAUUGUAUAAUGUGAUGUUUAUUAUGUCAGUUCAUUUUUUAUCAAAGUAAAUCUGUUAAUUACUGAAAAAGAACAGAGUAGCUUUUCUUUAAUUCUCACAUAUAUAUUUUACUGAUGUGUUUCAUAUCACCUGCUUUGAAUAUUUUUGGUUACAAGUCUGUGUAGUGUGGGGUGCCAUAAAGUUCUCAUUGGUGAUGAUGAAAAAAAAUAUUCUUCUGGACUCCCUCUGUUUUUCUUCCAAUUUGUUCAUAUAGUGAGAACUUAUAAAGCAUACAAUGACAGCUUUAGGGUCCUGACUUCAAGGUUUACAGUUCUCAUAUUCUCAAAUAUGGAUGAAAUGUAACUUAAAAAAAAUCCUCACUGCCUUUCCUAUUCAGUUUUCAAGAAAAUUCAAAAUUCAGUAAUCCAAUGAUAGAGGGUGUGGUGUGUACUUGCUAAACAACUUAAAAAUUAUAUAUCAGAUGAACUAAAAACAGAGGUCCAACAUGCUCUGGGUCCUGUCCUCUCAAAGGAAAUAUAAUAAUGUGCCAGUAUUUAGGGAGAUCAAAAUAGUUGGGCCAAUAUAGUGAGCAAAUGUACAGUUCAUUAUCACACAGUGCCCUAAUUCAUAACACAGACCCUCUCUUCUUGAACCUUCGACCAAAGUGGUUUUUUGAUGGACUCUGCUUUGUGUAUAAGCAGAGGUAUGCUCACAAAGUAGUAACUUAUCCAUCCUUGGGGAAAAAAAAUAAGAAUUGUCUUCUCCCCAUGAAAACAUACAUCACAAAUGUCUCCUUGUUGCUUAUGUUCUGUCUCCCAACUUUCUUCUUCUAAACACAUGUCCAGCGAGUAAGAAAUGAUGGGCUUACUGUGAAUUAACAUUAAAUAAUCACAAGAAAUAUUCCCUUCCUCUCAGUCAGAACCGCUGGCACAGAAGUGUGCAAUUAAUGCUAAAGCAUAUGAAGCCUUUAAGCGGAUAAUAUCAGUAAUAAAAUAAUGGAAAAAAAUGAAAGCAGUUAAACGUACACACUCUUUGGGGUCAAAUCUAUUCAGCCAAAAGCUAUAGUGGGCCUUUGAUCAUGGUUAGAUUCACGGUGAUAUCACACAGUUGGUUCUCAUGUAACAGUUAAAUGUUUCUCAUUUUGUUUUUAUUCAGUUUGGCAUUUCACACUGAGAUCUGUAUUCUUCAUGAAUGAAAUACAGCUACUGUGUUAGGAGGGACUCUGUUAUCACAAUGGCAAAAUAGUUGAAAUAUUUCAGGAACUUGGGUCACUAGGUGGACUCCUGUCACUUUGUUCUCCUAUCCUGAACUGUGCAGUUAUCUAUUACAUUUUCUAAUAGAUAUUUGUGUAAGGUGUAUGUAUGCUUGUGCAAUUAUUUAAAAUGCAGUUUUGGAAAACAGUGUAUUUAUUAAAGAAAAAUCAUUUAUGGGGCAUGUACAAAACUGUAAAAAAAAA
This is a messenger RNA of Dipodomys ordii (Ord's kangaroo rat), 4651 nucleotides long. It is a transcript of the gene Cxxc4, whose product is annotated as CXXC finger protein 4. The record is from RefSeq and is a predicted model, not a curated record. NCBI's taxonomy places the organism in Eukaryota, Metazoa, Chordata, Mammalia, Rodentia, Heteromyidae. Bases 1 to 774 code for a protein of 257 amino acids. The transcript is spliced from 3 exons. Gene Ontology annotation, molecular function: zinc ion binding; methyl-CpG binding. Gene Ontology annotation, cellular component: nucleus.